AAUUGAUGUAAUUGAGGAAUUGAAAGAAAUGAUUGAAUAAUUGAUAAGUUGGAUAUAUGAUAUCAAUCACUUUAUUAAUUUGAUAUCAAACAAUACACGUGAUUGCAAAUAAUAACAAAGCGCUAUACUACUUUAAAUAAAAUGAAAGGAAAAUUAGUUGUAAUAAUGUCGAGCACUACUACUUAAGUUAAUAACCUUCGUACAUGAUAGGAAUAGCAGGAUGGUAAAAUGGAUGUUUUUCAUUCUAUCCCAUGAUCAGUAAAUAUUAUAAGAAAAGUUUUUUAUUUUAUUUUUAAUAUUAUAAGAAAGUAAAAAGUAAAAAGAAGGAAAAUUAAAAACUACAAGUCACGUGGUGUGAAAAAUAAUACUGGGAAGUUUUUUCAUGAUGAUCAAUCCGUUAUACUUUUUUUACUUUUUUUUUAUCGCAUAUGGAAGAAAGCUCCCAAGAAUCUGGUAUUUCCCAAACCAAUAAUGAAAAUACUCACAAUAGUUCUCAAGCUAUCGAAAAUUCGACUCGAUUUGAAACCAUUAGUAUAAAAUCUUCAAAGUCAAAUACUAAUGUUUCAACUUCCUCGGAAACCCAAAUUAAUAUAAGUGAUACUACACCUUUAAGAACUACAAAAUUACAGGAAGUUGCUGAAUAUGUUGAAUUGGAGUUUAAUAAUGGUGGUAAUAAUAUACGAUGUUAUACUGAGGAAGAGGAAGUACCGGAAUUACCAAAUGAUUUAGUCGUAGGAGACGAUAAUAGUUCUAGCUCAAAGAAACGUGGUUUAUCAAGUGAUCAAGCUUUAGAAAAACUUGUUGAAGUUGCAAGUGAAAUACUCGAGGGACAUCAAAAUCAUUUUCCGAUUUCAACAUGUAUAAAAGAAUAUUUAAUUAGUCCUGAUUCAGUUCUUACAAUUUUAUCAUCCAAUCUUUUGAUAGCUUUUUACAUAUUUGGAACGUUAAAAAGCGAAUUAUAUCAAAUACAUCUUACUACAAUUUUAAUUGAAGCUAUUUUAAUAUUAGUGAUAUUUAUACUUAAUGGAUUUAUUUAUACUAGGGAGAAAAAAUUGGGUAUGAAUGAGAUCAAUAAACGUGCCCAAAAUAUAUUAGACCAAUUAAAACAGAGCAGAAUGGACACUAUUCAGGAUAUAAAAAUUCCAAUUGUUCCUUCACUUACGGUAGCAAAAGUUAUCCGUGAUGGUAUUGUUCGAAUUUUUCCUACAACCUUAUUAGUAGAAGGAGAUGUUGUUGAAAUGUUAUAUGGUGAUGUAGCACCAUGUAAGAUGAAGUUAAUACAACAAGAAUCUUCAAACAAUAAUAUUUUGGAAUCUGGUCAAUUGUUUAAACCAUCAUUUUUUAGUGAUAUGACAUCAAAAGAAGUGUAUGAACAACAUAUUCAAAAUAAGGGAAGGUAUCAAUUUGUCCUUUUGGAAACUCCUUGGGCUAAUAGCUUGAAAUCUGCAUUGAAUCAAGAAAGACCUGAUACUGUUAUUUAUAAACAAGCAAAAGUUUUACAGAACAUAUUUCUUUAUCGAAUACUUUUUAUCAUACUUGCACUAGCUAUUAUAAUCAAUCUUUUAAGAUAUAAAAUUUCAGGAAAUGAAAAUUCAGAUCAGUUAUUUGAAAUAUUGGUCGUGUUGCCUAUUUAUGCUAUACUUCCCAUAAUACCACUAGCUUUUCCUUUGCUUUGGCUGAUUGUUCGUAGUUUUGCAAAUGCUACACUACUGGUGUUAUUUGAAACUUUACAGAUUUCAAAAACUGAAUACGAAGAUGAUGAAGAAGUAGAUGAAUUUGAUGCUGAAGCGCCUCCACCCACAAAAAAUGUGCACCUUGAUACUGGUGCUUUGUGGAAUAAAUUCAGAUACUUACUUACAAAAUUGGAUGGAUCUUCGUUAGCAAGAUCAACUAAUUUGUUUGAGUCACUUGGAAGCACUACAGUUAUUUGUUCAAUUGACCGAGAAGGGACAAUUUCAUCUCCAUUUGCUUCAGUUGAACAAAUAAUUUUUCCUAAUGAAAGCGAAGAUAUUGCGGUUCUUGAUAUUGCUGAAGAUCCAAGUACUUCAUUUGGAGUUCAAUUUGAAGAUCAAGAUUGGGAUCAGCAUUUGUCUCGAUUAAAACCUUUGGGACUUAAUCUCUUGUUAAACACUAAUUGUGGUGUAUUAAAAGGAAAAAAACGUGCGGAACAGCAUCGUAAAUCUUCAAGUCUUCAUAUUCGUGCUAAGACAAAACCUGCUCGACAAUCAUGUUUAUGUCGUUUGGGUAAAGAAAUAGGUUUUACAGAUGAUGCUUUAAAAGCAUUUGCAAAGAGAAAAGAAAUUUUUACUGUAACUCCAUGUCAUCCUUCUUUAAAACAACGAAUAAGGAAUGAUCAAUGGGAAAUGCCUAUUAUGAAUUCUUCUAUUUACGAAGAAGUUGAACAAGGCAGUUUUCAAUUACUUUCUGAUGGUAAUAUAGAAAUUAUACUUGAUAACUGCUCUGAUUACUGGAAUGGUCAGGGAUUACAUGUUAUGAGCGAAGUGAUUAUGAAUAAGAUUUAUGAUUUCUAUGAGAAUUCCAUUAUAAAUGAUAUGCAAUGUAUCGCAUAUGCAUAUCGACCUAUAAAUGUUGAAAAUGAAAACAAAAUUCCGUUUUUGUUGGAUUCGCCUAAUGAUUCAAGUGAAAUUUGUAUUAUUUUACCAAGUUCUCCUGAGUCAGAUCAAAUAAGUAUAUCUGAAGAUGAUGAUCUCUCCUUAUCACAAAAAGUUAGACUUGAACGAUUGAAGGCCGGCCAAUUGGAAGCGAAUCUGCAUGAUUUUUCUUUUGAUGGGAGUACACCUACUAAUCAAGAGAAAGAAAGAUUUUAUCAGGAAGUUAUUCAAGGACAAAUUUUUCUAGCUAUGGCGACAUUUUGUCACCAGCCUAAAUUGGAUGUCUGUAAUUUUAUUGAAGAUUUGAAUUCUGCUGGCAUACGCUUUGUAUAUUUUUCACCAACAGAUGAAAGAGAAAGCAAAGCUUAUGCUGAACGGCUUGGACUUGAAACGGAUUGGAAUAGCUGUAUACUUUUAUCAUCACCAGGUGAUGAAAAUUCAUUCGGUGAUGGUUAUUUAGAAUCACAUGAUAUUAAAGCACGUCUUCCCCGUGGUAUAGAUAAAAUAAGAGAUCAUCUACGAGAAGUAGAUGACAUUCCAUUACAUGUAUCUUUAUUCGCAGAAUGUACUCCUGAAGCAACACGUGAGAUGAUUAAAAUAUUUCAAGAAUAUGGAGAAGUUGUUUGUUGUAUCGGAAGUGCAUUAAAUGCUUCAAAUACUCAUACAUUUGCUGUUGCAGAUGUAAGUGUUGCAAUGGAGCCAACACAUACUAGAGCACAAACCAAAAAUGGAGUAUGCCAUUAUAAUGGUAAUAAUGGUAAAGGACAAUCCCCAAUGGCCCUUGGUGCUGCUUUUACUACUUUACCUUGUGGUUUAUUCAUGCAUUAUGACACUAGUUUAUAUGCAUUAACUGAUGUUAUAAGAGAAGCUAGAAGAUUAAUCAAUUGUUUAAGAAUGGGAGUUGCAUUUAUAUUAGGAUGUUAUUUAUCUAUAUCAUUACUUUUGUUAUUUUCAUAUAUCUUGUUCCUUCCACCUGCUUUUACAGGAUAUCAAAUAUUAUGGGUUACUUGGAUAAUUUCUCCUAUAUUAGCAUUUUCUUUUUUAUUUAACCCUCAUGAACCUGAUACUAUGACAACUAUGACAGUUAAAAAUAUAGAGCAUCUCAAAGACUUUAAAAGAUUUGUACUAUAUUGGUUUUUGAGAUUUAUUUUACCUAUAUUAACAUGUCUCUUAGUAUUUUUAGGAUGUUUGUAUUAUUUGGAUGAUAACAGAGAUUCAAAUUUAAUAUUUGGAUUUCAUGAAAAAAAUACAUGGUUAAGAUGGACAAAUAAACAACAAUGGAUUGUAAUAUACUCACAAAAUUGCACAUUAUUUAUAUUUGUAUGGUAUAUGAUUAUAUUAUCAUCCACUUUUAUUCAUCGCACAUUAUCUUUGAAAAGAUUUAUUCCAUUUAAAAAUCGAGUUUGGAUAUUUGCUAUAAUUAUAAGUUUAUUACUUCAAAUAAUAUUUACUACAAUAUCAUUAGUAUUAGGACCACUUUCAUUACUUAAAAAUCUUCCAUAUUAUAUUUAUCUUAUUGGAUUUUUAUCACCUAUAUUAUUUAUACCUAUACAAGAAUUAGUAAAAAUGCAUGAUAAAAAAGAAUAUAAUAGAUUUCAAAAAAGAUCUAAAUUGGAAUUUAAUACAAAAUUAGGUAUGCAUUCUCCUGUAUAAUAAAAAAUAAUAU
This is a messenger RNA of Rhizophagus irregularis DAOM 181602=DAOM 197198, 4278 nucleotides long. The record is from RefSeq and is a predicted model, not a curated record. Lineage: Eukaryota; Fungi; Glomeromycota; Glomeromycetes; Glomerales; Glomeraceae.